This is a messenger RNA of Naegleria lovaniensis, 1188 nucleotides long. RefSeq lists its product as uncharacterized. The record is from RefSeq and is a predicted model, not a curated record. Lineage: Eukaryota; Heterolobosea; Eutetramitea; Acrasida; Naegleriidae. Gene Ontology annotation, molecular function: succinate-CoA ligase (GDP-forming) activity; succinate-CoA ligase (ADP-forming) activity. Bases 1 to 1188 code for a protein of 395 amino acids. Gene Ontology annotation, biological process: tricarboxylic acid cycle. Gene Ontology annotation, cellular component: succinate-CoA ligase complex (ADP-forming); mitochondrion. The transcript has 2 exons.
AUGUUCCUCUCAAAAUCUCUCUUCUCAUCAUCCUCUCAAAAGUCUGCUUCCAAGGUUUUGAACCAAACCGUGUAUCAAGCACUCGUGAAUAAUCAAAAGAGAACUCUCUUGCUCAACAAGACUACCCGAGUGAUCUGCCAAGGAGUUACCGGUAAACAAGGAACAUUCCAUACCAAACAAGCCAUUGAAUACGGUACCAAGAUGGUUGGUGGUGUUCAUCCACAAAAAGGAGGUACUACUCACCCAAAUAUUGAUGGACUUCCAAUCUUUGCUAGCGUGAAAGAGGCUAGAGAGAAGGUCGGUGCAAGUGCCAGCGUUAUCUAUGUUCCACCAUCAGGAGCUGCUCAAGCUAUUUUGGAGAGUAUUGAUGCUGAGAUGCCUUUGAUUGUUUGUAUUACUGAGGGUAUUCCACAACAUGAUAUGCUCGUCGUCAAACAAGCACUCAACGAAAAGAAUCUCGAAAUGUUCCGUAAAUAUGGACCUCCACGUCAAGUCGAAGCUGAAGUUGCCAAGGGAAAGACUCUUGAUGAAAUUUACAAGCCAUCCUUUGGUAAGAUUGGUAAUGCUGUUCUCGGAAAGGGAUCUGAUCUCGCACUCUAUCGUAAAUUGGUUGAAGGAGCUCCAGAAUACGGAAAUGAUAUGCACAUUCGUUUGGUUGGUCCAAACUGUCCUGGUGUCAUUAAACCUGAGGAAUCCAAGAUUGGUAUCAUGCCUGGCUACAUUCACAGAAAGGGUAAGAUUGGUAUCGUCUCUCGUUCAGGUACUUUGACCUAUGAAGCUGUUUCUCAGACCACUGCUGCCAAUUUGGGUCAAUCUACUUGUGUUGGUAUUGGUGGUGAUCCAUUCAAUGGUACUAACUUUAUUCAAGUUUUGGACUUGUUCUUGAAUGAUCCAGAGACUGAGGGUAUUAUCAUGAUUGGUGAAAUUGGUGGUCAAGCUGAGGAAGAUGCUGCUGCCUUCUUGAAGAAUCAUCCAAUUAAGAAGCCAGUAGUUGGUUUCAUUGCUGGUGUUACUGCUCCACCUGGACGUAGAAUGGGUCACGCUGGUGCUGUGAUUAGCGGUGGUAAGGGUGACGCUCCAUCAAAGAUUAAGGCUUUGGAAGAGGCUGGAGUUGUUGUUUCAAGAUCUCCUGCUCGUCUCGGUGAAACUAUGAAACAAGUGAUGGAACAAUGGUCCAAGAAGAAGUAA